This is a messenger RNA of Symbiodinium sp. CCMP2456, 1350 nucleotides long. NCBI's taxonomy places the organism in Eukaryota, Dinophyceae, Suessiales, Symbiodiniaceae. The record is from the annotation of a GenBank genome assembly.
AUGGCCACUAGGUGGCUUUCUUGGCUCCUGCUGUUUGUAGGUGGAGUGAGCUUCGUGGGCAACUGGAAGACACCUGGAUCUACCAUCUCCCGGACGGCUCGAAGGGCAGCUGAGCCGCAGCCGCAGCUCUCCCCUCCGUCUGUGCCGGCAGAUGCAAGGUGGGACUUGUGGCCAGCCCUGCCCAUCGCGCCCUACGAAAGGCGACGUACCUUCUUGGUAGAGUACAUUCCGGGAGAGCUCUGGGGCUUGGAACAGAAGCUCGGCUUGCUGUAUGUUCACGUCCCCAUUCGCAUGACAGUCCUGCGUUUAGAGUCUGGUGGACUCUUGGUUUAUGGGGCGGUUGCCCCAACCGAUGAGUGCCUGUCGCUGCUCCGCGAGCUCGAGUCUAAGUACGGGGCCGUCCGUUUCUUGGUUCUGCCGACCGUAGCCGUGGAGCACAAAACCUUUGCGGGGCCUUUGGCACAGCGGCUUCCGGAUGCAGAGGUUUGGAUCGCACCAGGCCAGUACUCCGUUCCUCUACCACUGCCGCUAGCCUUCUUGGGCUUUCCCCUCUUCGGUGUGCGAGAGCUGCCACGGGACAGUGCUGGAGCCGAUCUUCCAUGGGGCAAGGAGCUGGAGCACAGUGUCUUUGGCCCAGUGGGCAAGGACCCCUCUACCGGGGCCUUUUGCGAGGCAGCCUUUUAUGUGCCGCGUUUGCGGGUGCUGCUUCUCACGGACUUGCUGAUCUCGAUUCCUCGGGACCCACCGUUGGUGCUGAGGGAAGAUCCGCGGCCUCUGCUUUUCCACGCGAGGGACGGUCCUUUGGAACCGGUCGAAACAGACGAGAGGGCACUGCAGCGAGGCUGGCAACGGAUCGUGAUCUUCUCCCUCUUCUUCCAAUCGGGUGCCAUUGACGUCCAGCCGGUGGAGGAAGCUUUCCGUGAUGCCCAAAAGUCUCAGGCGCCUGAGUUGGGAUGGGCUGGCUUGCUUCCGUGGAACUAUCGGGACGACUGGCAAGAAGCCUUCGAGGCCAUCAGUGGCGGAGUGCUCGUCCCUCCCAUUCUUCAGGCUCUUGUGCUAAAUAGAGGAGAGCGGGACACUACCCAGCUGCGCGAGUUUGUCGCUUUGGUCGCCGAGAGGUGGCCCUUCGAGCAGAUGCUCUCGCUCCACUUUGCGGGGCUGACACGCUGCACUCCGGGAGAUUGGACUUCGGCCUUCCGGCGCUUCCUCGAUGAGCCCACCCUUCCCUUCGCGACCUUCGGGCCACGUCCGCGCGACAAGGACCUCGCCUUCCUCAGAGACUUUGGUUCACAGCUGCAGUCCAUUGGCAACAUCGAGCCUUUGUCGGAGAAGCGCCAGACGUUUUUCUAG